This is a messenger RNA of Rhipicephalus sanguineus (brown dog tick), 1566 nucleotides long. RefSeq lists its product as uncharacterized. The transcript has a single exon. The record is from RefSeq and is a predicted model, not a curated record. Lineage: Eukaryota; Metazoa; Arthropoda; Arachnida; Ixodida; Ixodidae. The coding region runs from base 1 to 1566 and encodes 521 amino acids.
AUGCAGUGCAUCAGUGAGGACAUCCAGCGCUGGGGGACGGAUAGUGAAGUGCUGAUUCUUGGAGACUUCAAUGGACACAUCCAAGAAAUUGAUGGCUUCCUAGACUUCAAUGGGGACCUCAUGCAGCAAUGUACAAGGAGGCGCAACCUAAAUGUAGCAAACCUUCGGCCAGAUUGCGAAGGAGAAUUUACAUGGUGUGCCAGAAACAGUCGUACCUGUAUCGACUGUGUGCUUGUCUCAUCGCGACUGGCGUGUCAAGUCAAGCACAUCAGCAUUGAUGAGGAGGGAGAUUUCAGCAUUGGGAGCGACCACAACAGGAUCAGGCUAACUAUCUGCUCCUCCACAUGGUGCAAAAAAGAGCGAGAACACCGGAAGCCUGGGCAACGAUUCCUACCUGAGGCGGCCUAUGAAGACAUUGCUAAGGAGUUCGACAGCAACCUGCAGACCUCCAAACCUCUUAAGUAUGAAGAGUACAUGGAGGAACUGCAGCGCUUAAUGCGGCAAUACGAAGUUCGCACCAACUCCCGUGGAGGGGUGCGGCGAAAAGGAUGGUGGGAUGAAGAGGUGCGGAAAGCCUUGGAUGAGCGAAAAGCGGCGAACCGCCUGCACAGGAAAGCUGUGAAAACCCUUUCCGCAAGUGAUGCUCUCCAAGCAUGGCAGGAAUACCUAACCUGCAAACAGGCUAUGCAAACAAUUGUCCAGAGCAAAAUCGCCGAGCACAAUAGCCGUCAACUCCAGUCUUUCACAGCGGACGGUCGCAACGGGGCCAGGAAGUUUUGGACCUACGUGUCAUCUCUAGAUGGCAAAGCCAAGGUACCUCAAAUCCGGCACGAGGAUACGGGACAACCAGUAUCUGACAUGGGCAGGCACUUAGCGGAUCACAUGCGUAAACUGUACGAUGUCGGCAGCGGCGAACCGGAGAUUGACUCAAUCGAAUACCACCCCAUAAAUGAAUACCGCCUGAGAAAUAACGUGAAAUGGGAAGUGACCCGUCCAGCUCUAGACCGAGCGAUUGCACGUAUAGGAGCACACACCGCCCGAGGGCUUGAUGGCAUACCUGCGGGGCUGAUCAAAUGCUUCGGGGAGGAGGCAAGGCAGAAAUUGGCGGACAUCUUCUCGGGCAUUAUGACAGGAGAACCGAUACCAGAGGAUUGGCUAUGUGGCCGAGUAAUCCUGGUGCCGAAGAGAGGAGGGGAUGCAGGGCUGCUGCGUGAGUACAGACCACUCACAGUUACAAGUGUUCUAUACCGAACUUUCGCACAAAUCUUAAAGACAUGGAUGAGCGGCUGGGCAGAACACGACGACAAGUUGACUGAGCUACAGAAUGGUUUCCGAAUCAGACGGCGCCUGGAGGUCAAUGUAUUUGUGCUCACACAGGCUAUCGAGAUAGCACGCAAGGAGAAUAGAGGGCUAUACACUUGUUUUCUCAACGUCGCCAAGGCCUAUGAUAGCGUACCGCAUGACCCGCUGUUUCACUGUAUGACACAAAUUGGCAUGCCGAAGACAUGGGUCAGUCUACUGCGCCGACUAUUGCGUGCUUUGCCGAAGCUCAAGCUGAACCAGUGA